Messenger RNA from Ylistrum balloti, 4779 nucleotides. RefSeq names its product titin-like. Gene Ontology annotation, molecular function: axon guidance receptor activity. Gene Ontology annotation, cellular component: axon; neuronal cell body; plasma membrane. The record is from RefSeq and is a predicted model, not a curated record. The transcript is spliced from 16 exons. Bases 1 to 3150 code for a protein of 1049 amino acids. Gene Ontology annotation, biological process: synapse organization; homophilic cell-cell adhesion. Lineage: Eukaryota; Metazoa; Mollusca; Bivalvia; Pectinida; Pectinidae.
AUGUGUCGUAACAACAAAUUGAUAUCCAGAAUUGACAACUCGCCACUAACACGGAUUGUGUUGGUUUUACCAUUGCUAGGUAUCGUCUCUUCAGAAAUCUGUUCAGGGCAAACAAACCAUGUUAUCUCAUCACCACAUUACACCACCGUCAAUAUCGUGAGCCUGGGAAGGUCGAGCUGUACCUGGGUAAUAGAGCAAGUCGACUGCGAUAAUGGCGGGACGGUCGGAGUUCAAGUCUCAUUUUUCGGCGAAUUUUCAAUCACUAUCUAUGACGGCCCUUCAUCACAGUAUCCAGUUAUUGGAAAGUAUAAUCAUUUUAUUCUUGGCUCGGGAAUAGACAAAAGAUCAUCGGGAAGAUUUAUGACUGUACAUUUCACUUUUUCACCACACAGUUAUAACCGAUUUCAUCUACGGUACCGAAAUACACCCAAAGGGUUAUUACCGUCAAGGUCAGGCAGCACAGAAACUGAGAACUCUGUGUCAGACACGUGUGGGGAAAUACUAUUGGUAGCCUACCAGAAACCAAACUUCAUCACAUCUCCUGGAUAUCCAAGAGAAUACGGCAACUCACUGGAUUGUAAGUGGACGGUAAAGUCUGAUGACGUAUGUAAUGAUGACGUCAUACAGAUCACUAUUCACACCCUUGCAUUGGAAGUAAACUAUGACCAUCUUGUCAUUUACGACGGUGAUUCCGAUCUCGAGCGAGUUCUUACGAAGUUAUCCGGACACGGUGAAUCCCAAGUUAUCAUGGCGUCCGGUAAAUCAGUAGUUAUCCAGUUUAAGACGGACGACACGGCGCCAGGGCGAGGCUUCCAUCUAUCCUACAUCCGGACGAAAGCAAGUCCAUCCAUCUCGCCGACUGUAGUGACGAAGGUGUCUAAGGGCGUGGCCGAAAUGUCUGUCGACUUCAUGUCGAGUACACCACACACCGCGGUGGACUGGAGUAGACUUGGACGCCAUAUUCAACAGGAAGACAGAUACACAUUCAGGGUCACUUCGGCUAAGGUUGGCAUUGCGUCGGAACCAGGCGUCGUUGUAGACGGGUUUACAGCCACGAUGGUAAUAACAGACCUACAAUCAAGUGACUUCGGCAACUACAACGUUGGCGUCAGGAACAAGUUUGGUGUCAGUGAACGUUUGAUAUCACUGCGAAGAGGGAGUUCGGCUCCAGAUAUACGAAACUAUACAGUAUUUUCUGAGAAUGCUACUAUCAUGGUGAUGUUUUCUUCGCAUACAAACUUCGAGGUGGAAUGGUACAAAUCACAACACAUACUUAACACCGGAAGUGACGUCGCUAUCGCGACAAAGCUUGUGCAAAGUGAUGAAAAUGGAAAUGAAAACGAGGAUAUAUACAUGGCCAUGUUGAGCCGUGUGGAACCUACAGAACUUGACUACGGGGAAUAUAUGUGUAUCAUAAGGAAUGAUAUCGGGUCAUCGGAAAUCUCCGUUAAUAUGGAUCUUCCCAGAACAGAGCUUCCCAGACUGUUAACAACACCGCUAGCUGUACAAAUGAGUGAUAAAGACAUCAUCUUGACAGUGAAUUUUGACUCCAAUAUCGCAUAUCCAACGGCUACCUGGUACCAUGGUAAUGUUCAACUGGAAAAUGCAACUGACAAAUAUAGACAGGAAAUGACGUGGAAAGGGAUCCUCUCGUCGAAUUGGUUUACAUACGGGUACCCAACACAUCAAAAUCAAAGCGAUGUUGAUCGCAGCUAUGAUUAUCCAUCCAUCGGUAGCACUAGAACGUCGACGGUGCCCAAUGCUAAUUAUACAGCUCUGCUGACUAUAUCCAUGAUAACAUCAGACGACUUUGGACCAUACCGCGUUGUCCUGAGGAAUGACGCGGGGAUAACGCACCACGUCAUUGACGUCACGAUACCGGAAGUUUUCCCUUAUGCUACCUGUGACCAGUCUAAUGCCAUUCAACUCGUGUGCAACGUCACUUCAUGUUCUAUCACGCAGUCGUGGAUUCAUUCAGUAGAUGGAGACGUCAUCAGAAAACUCCCCGGAGAUCAAGAUGGAACAAUCAACACACUUAGUAUUCCGACGUGUAUGUAUUCGGAUGCGGGCACCUACACCUGUGUUGCUAAAGAAGAGGAAACCGGAAAUGACAUAAUCGUUCAUCACAAUAGAACUAAACUAACUGUGAGAGCCGUUCCUCAGAUUCUUGAAUCAACAGUUGACGUCACAAGCACCCGUAUACUCAUAGCCGUACCCUUCUAUUCACUUCCUCCAUAUCGUCGGGUCACGUGGUAUCGAAACGAAAAGCGUAUCAGUUCAUCGGAUAGCAACGUCAUAGAAACGGAACCACAUGACGUCAAUCUGCCCGUACAUUUCAAGACAUUUAGCCGGCCAGGUCACAAGACUUCAAUAAAUGUGUCUUCACCAUCAGCCGAAGAUUAUGGAGUGUAUCAUAUCACAAUCUCAAACGAAAUAGGAAGUUCUGAAUACUUCAUCAAUGUUCAAAAUCCCGAGUAUGCUAACCCUAUCACCUCCAGUGACGUUGGUGUGACGUAUGAUAGAGACUCUGCUCUUUUAAACGUGAAUUUCACCUCCCAUUACCCCAACUUCAGUUUGAAGUGGUACUUCAGGGGUGUGGAGGUCCAGAUAAACCACCCUAUCAACAAGUAUCAGAUACAGACUGAACCAUCCGGAGAUCAUGACGACCCCAAUUCCCUGGUGCGGACCAAACAUUCGAUAUCCUCCAUCUUGACUGUCACGUGUCUUACAGCAGAGGAUUAUGGGAUGUAUGAUGCCAUUUUGUCAAAUGAAGCGGGGCAAGCAGUGAUUCCAGUGAAGUUAAUUGAAAACGGACAAGGUAUUCCUGAAAUAGUUCAGGAUAUGACAACUGACGUCACGAACUCAACGGGACAGAUAUGGGCGACAUUCCAUUCGUUGACAGGUUAUCGACGCAUCAGGUGGUUGAAGGGUAACGAGGAAAUAACUAACGACUCGUUGAAAUAUCACAUCGUCAACAAUGACAUUGACAUUGUGGUCUCGUCCAAUGGAGAAACGGUGGAGAAAACCGGAACCAUAACGAGGCUGAGAGUGACGUCAUUCGAGGACAAGGACUACGGACGCUACACAGUACAGAUUUAUAACGACGUCGGUAUGACUGACAGAUCUGUGACACUGCAUGAAGAAUGUUAGAGACAUCCAAAACAAUCCAAGUGGACGAUCCAGAUUUCAUGCAAUUACAGUCAUGUCAUGAUUGAUAUAUUCAGCGCUUAAUUCCACGUUUUGCGUUUAUCAUUUGACCUAAGCACUUUCUCUUAAAUUGUUUAUAGUUUUUCUACAAAGAUGCCAUAGGUAUAUAUACAAUCAAAGGAAAGUUUUCCGUGUAUCCUAGAGAAUUCGUAAUAAGAUAAACACAGGAUACCUAUAUAACUGGACUGUUGUCACUGUGGUCAAAUAAACACUGGGUACCUAUAUAACUGGACUGUUGUCACUGUUGUCAAAUAAACACUGAAUACCUAUAUAACUGGACUGUUGUCACUGUUGUCAAAUAAACACUGAAUACCUAUAUAACUGGACUGUUGUCACUGUGGUCAAAUAAACACUGAAUACCUAUAUAACUGGACUGUUGUCACUGUUGUCAAAUAAACACUGAAUACCUAUAUAACUGGACUGUUGUCACUGUGGUCAAAUAAACACUGGAUACCUAUAUAACUGGACUGUUGUCACUGUGGUCAAAUAAACACUGGAUACCUAUAUAACUGGACUGUUGUCACUGUGGUCAAAUAAACACUGAAUACCUAUAUAACUGGACUGUUGUCACUGUGGUCAAAUAAACACUGGAUACCUAUAUAACUGGACUGUUGUCACUGUUGUCAAAUAAACACUGAAUACCUAUAUAACUGGACUGUUGUCACUGUGGUCAAAUAAACACUGAAUACCUAUAUAACUGGACUGUUGUCACUGUUGUCAAAUAAACACUGAAUACCUAUAUAACUGGACUGUUGUCACUGUGGUCAAAUAAACACUGAAUACCUAUAUAACUGGACUGUUGUCACUGUGGUCAAAUAAACACUGAAUACCUAUAUAACUGGACUGUUGUCACUGUUGUCAAAUAAACACUGAAUACCUAUAUAACUGGACUGUUGUCACUGUGGUCAAAUAAACACUGAAUACCUAUAUAACUAGACUGUUGUCACUGUGGUCAAAUAAACACUGGAUACCUAUAUAACUGGACUGUUGUCACUGUGGUCAAAUAAACACUGGAUACCUAUAUAACUGGACUGUUGUCACUGUGGUCAAAUAAACACUGAAUACCUAUAUAACUGGACUGUUGUCACUGUGGUCAAAUAAACACUGAAUACCUAUAUAACUAGACUGUUGUCACUGUUGUCAAAUAAACACUGAAUACCUAUAUAACUGGACUGUUGUCACUGUUGUCAAAUAAACACUGAAUACCUAUAUAACUGGACUGUUGUCACUGUGGUCAAAUAAACACUGAAUACCUAUAUAACUGGACUGUUGUCACUGUGGUCAAAUAAACACUGGAUACCUAUAUAACUGGACUGUUGUCACUGUUGUCAAAUAAACACUGAAUACCUAUAUAACUGGACUGUUGUCACUGUGGUCAAAUAAACACUGAAUACCUAUAUAACUGGACUGUUGUCACUGUUGUCAAAUAAACACUGAAUACCUAUAUAACUGGACUGUUGUCACUGUGGUCAAAUAAACACUGAAUACCUAUAUAACUGGACUGUUGUCACUGUGGUCAAAUAAACACUGGAUACCUAUAUAACUAGACUGUUGUCACUGUGGUCAAAUAAA